This is a messenger RNA of Ilex paraguariensis (yerba mate), 555 nucleotides long. The record is from the annotation of a GenBank genome assembly. Lineage: Eukaryota; Viridiplantae; Streptophyta; Magnoliopsida; Aquifoliales; Aquifoliaceae.
AUGCUAAAGUUGCUGCCCUGUUUAUCUUCCUCUCGGUUCAUCUCACUGUAUUCAUCCGGAGGACUCCGAUCCAUCGCCGCCACUUCUCCCACCACCACCGUCACCACCAAGCCCUCCCUUAGACAGUGCUUACACAUUGUAAGAGCGUCGUCAUCUACCCACAAGAUGGAGUCGGAGUAUUAUACGUUCGGACCAUACAAAAUUGGUCACAAGGAAGUCUUCUACUUCAACGACCUUUCCUAUGCCAUGGUCAACCUCCGCCCUGUUGUUCCUGCGCAAAAAGUUGGUGGUCGACUUGAGUCGCUCCACAAGGCAUCUUCCCUCACAUUUGCAAUCCAAGACGGGCCUCAGGCAGGACAGACAGUUCCUCAUGUUCAUAUCCACAUACUCCCACGCAAAAGUGGUGACUUUGAGAAAAAUGAUGAAAUUUAUGAUGCUAUAGACGUGAAGGAGAAUGAAUUAAAGCAGCAGCUUGACUUGGAUAAGGAAAGGAAGGACAGAAGCCUUGAAGAGAUGGCUCAAGAAGCAAAUGAAUACAGAAAGCUUUUCUCCUAA